AUGUCGACCUCGGCCAUUGAGGCGAGUGUAUCUAGUGACUUGUCGGAGGUGAGGGGGAACAAGAGCACGUUGCCAGAUAUAGAUAGCAUCUUAGAGAGACUGGAAAGAGAAGAAGAGAUCGACCAGCAUAGGUCCGCACUCGCGGGAGCUGAAGACGAAACAUUGGGAUUGAAGGGCAAAGAUGCAGGGGGAAGCAAAAAGGAGGACGAACAAGCCAAGUAUCCGAUGAAUCAUGUCGCCUCAAUCAACUCGCUUGGAGAUCCUGAAGAUCCUGUCGACAUGAUCGCGUCCAGAUUCGCCUACUCGGAACAGAUUCGUGGAAAGAAGCUGAUAGACAGCGUCAAGGUUCAGGCGGAGGAGCUGAUGGAAGGGCACUGA
Messenger RNA from Guillardia theta CCMP2712, 378 nucleotides. RefSeq lists its product as hypothetical. The transcript is spliced from 4 exons. The record is from RefSeq and is a predicted model, not a curated record. Bases 1 to 378 code for a protein of 125 amino acids. Lineage: Eukaryota; Cryptophyceae; Pyrenomonadales; Geminigeraceae.